Rhinolophus ferrumequinum (greater horseshoe bat) is the source of this 2543-nucleotide messenger RNA. It is a transcript of the gene SEMA3G, whose product is annotated as semaphorin 3G. The record is from RefSeq and is a predicted model, not a curated record. Gene Ontology annotation, biological process: negative regulation of axon extension involved in axon guidance; axon guidance; positive regulation of cell migration. NCBI's taxonomy places the organism in Eukaryota, Metazoa, Chordata, Mammalia, Chiroptera, Rhinolophidae. Bases 52 to 2367 code for a protein of 771 amino acids. The transcript has 16 exons. Gene Ontology annotation, molecular function: chemorepellent activity; semaphorin receptor binding.
CAGAACUAGAGGUUGGCUUCUCGGGCAGCCUUGUGCCCUUGAUCCCCCAGCAUGGUCCCCUCGGCCUGGUCCAUCUGCUGCCUCCUGGGGGGCCUCCUGCUUUGCGGGGGCAGCCCCAGUCCUGGCCCCAGCGUGCCCCGCCUGCGGCUCUCCUACCGAGACCUCCUGUCUGCCAACCGCUCUGCCAUCUUUCUGGGUCCCCGGGGUUCCCUGGACCUUCGAGCUAUGUACUUGGAUGAGUACCGGGACCGCCUCUUUCUGGGGGGUCGAGAUGCCAUCUACUCUCUGCGGCUGGACCAGGCAUGGCCAGAUCCCCGGGAGGUCCUGUGGCCACCACAGCCAGGACAGAGGGAGGAGUGUGUUCGAAAGGGAAGAGAUCCUUUGAUGGAGUGUGCCAAUUUCGUGCGGGUGCUGCAACCGCACAACCGGACCCACCUGCUGGCUUGUGGCACUGGGGCCUUCCAGCCCACCUGUGCCCUCGUGGCGGUUGGGCACCGUGGGGAGCACGUGCUCCGCCUGGAGCCGGGCAGUGUGGAAAGUGGGCGGGGGCGAUGCCCACAUGAGCCCAGCCGUCCCUUCGCCAGCACCUUUGUAGGUGGGGAGCUGUACACAGGCCUCACGGCCGACUUCCUGGGGCGUGAGGCCAUGAUCUUCCGGAGUGGGGGUCCCCGGCCAGCCUUGCGUUCUGACUCUGACCAGAACCUCCUGCACGACCCCAGAUUUGUGAUGGCCGCCCGAAUCGCUGACAACUCUGACCAGAAUGAUGACAAGGUGUACUUCUUCUUCUCGGAGACGGUCCCCUCGCCUGAUGGUGGCCCAGGCUAUGUCACCGUCAGCCGCGUGGGCCGUGUGUGCGUGAAUGACGCUGGUGGCCAGCGAGUGCUGGUGAACAAAUGGAGCACCUUUCUCAAGGCCAGGCUGGUCUGCUCCGUGCCCGGCCCCGGUGGAGCUGAGACCCACUUUGACCAGCUGGAGGAUGUGUUCCUGCUGUGGCCCAAGACAGGCAAGAGCCUGGAGGUGUACGCGCUUUUCAGCAUGGUCAGCGCUGUGUUCCAGGGCUUUGCAGUCUGCUUGUAUCACAUGGCAGACAUCUGGGAAGUCUUCAGGGGACCCUUUGCCCACCAAGAUGGUCCCCAGCACCAGUGGGGACCCUAUGGGGGCAAAGUGCCCUUCCCCCGCCCUGGAGUGUGCCCCAGCAAGAUGACUGCGCAGCCUGGACGGCCCUUUGGCAGCACCAAGGACUACCCAGAUGAGGUGCUACAGUUUGCCCGAGCCCACCCACUCAUGUUCCGGCCGGUACGGCCUCGGCAGGGCCGCCCUGUCCUCGUCAAGACCCACCUGGCCCAGCAGCUGCGACAGAUCGUGGUGGACCGAGUGGAGGCAGAGGAUGGGACCUAUGAUGUCCUCUUCCUGGGGACUGACUCAGGUUCGGUGCUCAAGGUCAUGGCCCUGCAGUCUGGGGGCUCGGCUGAGCCUGAGGAGGUGGUUCUAGAGGAGCUCCAGGUGUUUAAGGUGCCCACAGCCAUCACUGAGAUGGAGAUCUCUGUCAAAAGGCAAAUGCUGUACGUGGGCUCGAAGCUGGGUGUGGCUCGGCUGCAGCUGCAUCAGUGCGAGACUUAUGGCAGUGCGUGUGCAGAGUGCUGUCUGGCCCGGGACCCAUACUGUGCCUGGGAUGGUGCGUCCUGCACCCUCUACCGGCCGGGCACCAGCAAGCGCCGGUUCCGCCGGCAGGAUAUCCGGCAUGGAAACCCUGCCCUGCAGUGUCUGGGCCAGGGCCAGGAUGAGGAGGCUGCAGGACUCCUGGCCACCACCACAAUCUAUGGCACGGAGCACAACAGCACCUUCCUGGAGUGCCUGCCCAAGUCUCCUCAGGCAGCUGUGCGAUGGUUCUUGCAGAGGCCGGGGGACCAGGGGCCUGACCAGCAGGUGAAGACCGACGAGCGGGUCCUGCAAACAGAGCAGGGGUUGCUGUUCCGCAGGCUGAGCCGCCUGGAUGCCGGCACCUACACCUGCACUACGCUGGAGCACGGCUUCUCCCAGACAGUGGUCCGCCUGGCUCUGGAGGUGAUUGUGGCCACACAGCUCAACAGUCUGUACACCAGGGGGCCGAGGCCAGAGGUGCCCGCUGCCCAGGGAGGCCUGGCCUCCAGCCCACCCAAGGCCUGGUACAAGGACAUCCUGCAGCUCAUCGGCUUCGCCAACCUGCCCCGGGUGGAUGAGUACUGUGAGCGCAUGUGGUGCUCCUCCCGGAGCCGGAGCAAACAGGCCAGGGGCAAGAGCUGGGCGGGGCUGGAGCUGGGCAAGAAGGUGAAGAGCCGGAUGCAGGCCGAGCGCAACAGGACGCCCCGGGAGGUGGAAGCCACAUAGAAGAGGGUGAAGGAGGGUAUGGUUGGGAUGGGCCAGGGGGGCCCAGCAUCAGCCCCCGCCGGUGUCUCCCACCCACCCAGCCAGGUCAUAGGGGGCCAGCAGGCCUGAUCACCUCUCAGAUGGGAGUCUCUGCCCCCCCAAACCCCUACAAGGUCCCCACAGGAAAGGCUGAUGGA